AUAAAGUGUGUGGUGUAUAAUGGCCACCUGUUACGUGUUUCUGAAACUCUAUAGAUGGUUAUACCCGCAAAGAUGUUUCCAGUUUCAAGUCUCCUAAUCCUUUUUGCGAAUUUCGUGCACUUCGUUACUUCAUAUCAAGUUGAAAUUUUAAACACAAGGAAUGCCACGUCCGAUUUAAUAGGAUGGAACAUGACAACUUAUGUCAACAACAUUGAGGACUUCUCUCCAGAGGUUAAGUGGGAUGAGGUUACAUUUCACCAACUGAAUCCAUCAGUUCGUGGCUUUCAAAUCUGCCCAGACUCACAAGACACCCAAUCUUAUAAAACCAACGUACAAAACUGGCUACGCUCUCCCUACAUGAAACUUAUUGGGCGCUCCCGUCUUUACGUUGAGCUAAACUUCUGGAUGAGAGAAUGUGAGAAUAAAGAUACAAUCUGCCCGGAAACUUUCAAAAUUUAUUACGCAAUCACCAGUCACCAAUCAGAAGUUCCACAACUGAACGAAAGUGUUUUUACAAAGAUUGACACAGUAGCUGCUGAGGACCAGUUUGCCGAUUCUAACUCCGACUGGACUGAAGUGCUGAACACUGAAAUCGUAAACAUAGAAAUCCCACAAUCUAUCGAUAUAUCCCACGCCGGCGUCUAUGUUGCAAUUGUGGACAAAGGCGCGUGCAUAGCUCUUGUAUCAGUGCGUGUCUACAGCAUAGUGUGCCCCAUGGAAAUACAAAGCUUGGCCAUUUUUCCCGAGACGUUAACCGGAGAGUUAGACACCUCACUAGUAAAGGUAAACGGUAGUUGCGUUGAAAGGUCGCAUCCAGCAAAUUCUGAAGUUUCCUCUCAACCAGUAAACCACUGUACAAGUGAUGGAAGGUGGAAUGUAAGGACUGGUGCUUGCUACUGUGAGGCAGGCUAUCAACCUGAUCAUAACAUGAGAACCUGCCAACCAUGUCCACGCAACAUGUACAAGCCAACUUUAGGCAAUCAAAACUGCACGCAAUGCCCAUCAGUUUCAUACACCCACCAUGUAGGCUCCAUAUCAUGUGUGUGUAGUGACGGACACCUCGUAUCAACUAGUUACUUAGAUGGUUGUGGAGUCUGUCCACAGCUACCUUCACCACCAUUGAAACUUAAAGUGAUCAAAUCAACCACUGUCCCAGGUGCAGCACGUCUUGAAUGGGAAAAGCCGCAAGAUUUUGGAAACUGCCAGAAAAUAUUUUACUGUGUUUUGUGUCAAGUACAUUCUAUAAACCAUGCAUCUACCUCUUUAAGCAAGCAGAACAACAAUUCCAGCCUCUUUAAGCAAUCUGACCCUACCCAACCCUCAUACACUGUUGACGCCUGUGACGAUGUCCUUUACUACCCACAUCAAUGCAGCUUAAAAACCAACUUUGUCGAUAUGCACAACCUCACAGGGCAUGGCUUGUACACAUUCCAGGUUGUAGCUACAAAUGCUGUUACUCAUAAACAUGCCGAUUCCAUAACUGGACAAGAUGCUGUUAGAAAUAAAAUGCUCAACCCAAAAGUUUCUAACACCAGCAGUGCUUUUGUUACAUUUUCAAUCGAUAAAUUCCACCCUUCCACCCCAACAAACCUACAUAUGAUCCAUUCUAAUUACACAUCUGUAACCAUCCAAUGGAACCCACCCGUAUACACAAGUGGAGAUCAAAUAUCAUAUAAGGUUGUUUGGGUGGAAGACCAGGGCCGUAACAAAACAGCGAUAUUGCAGCUUAAAUCCACCACCCUCCCUACCUCCCAUAUGCUGGUGAAUGUAACUGGAGCCCAUCUUGCUCAACUUAACUCAGGGGUCAAGUAUUACAUAGCUGUUCAAGCAUUAAGCACUGCAGGACGAAGCAACUACAGCAGUGUUUUAGAAGUCCGUACCAUGUCCAGUGACCUCACUUCAAAACCAACAGUCAAACCAAACAAUUCAAAUGAAUCAUUAUAUGUCUACCUCGUGGCUGUGAUAAGCGUGCUACUGUUUGGGGGUUUUGUGUUUUUCUUUCUUUGGAGGAGAUGUCGUGGAACUUCAGGAAAGCAGAAGUCCAAACCAUGUCUCGAUAAACCUCUACAGUCAAGUUCUGAAGAGUGUGAUGGCUUCACUGUCUGUACAGAACUCUCUGACCAGCGCACAUACGUUGACCCGUUCUCGUGCGGGCCGAUACAAACGCAUAAGUUUUCCUGUGAGACCGACCCUGACUUGGUAUCCAUAAACAAAGUAAUUGGUUGUGGAGAAUUCGGUGAAGUGUACCAAGGCUCGCUUACAUUAACAGAUACUGGAGGUAAACGUAAAGUGAUCGACGUUGCCAUCAAGCAGCUUCAUGCGCAGUGCCAACCUAAUGAACAGAUUGACUUUCUGCACGAGGCGAAGGCCCUUGAACGAUUCCAGCACCCCAACAUUGUCAAGCUUGAAGCAGUUGUCAUGGCAAGCCGGCCAUUCAUGAUUGUAACCGAACUUAUGGUCAACGGUUGUCUUGGGAAGUUUUUGCGGCACCAUCGUGGAGCAAAACGUUACUUCAAGCCUAUGGUUCUUGUCCGCAUGCUGCAUGGUGUAGCAAAAGGAAUGGCUUACUUGAGCAAGAUGUGCUACGUUCAUCGCGAUCUUGCGGCGCGUAAUGUCCUCAUAAACAACGAGCUCGUAUGCAAAGUCGCCGACUUUGGUCUUAUCCGCCACAUAGGCGAGAAAAAGUCAACAGUUAACACUAAGGGUGGGAAAAUAUCGCUUCGCUGGACGGCACCUGAAGCAGUAGCGUAUCAGGCAUAUUCACAGGCAUCAGACGUUUGGAGUUUCGGUGUAUUUGCAUGGGAAGUGAUCACUUAUGGUGAGAAACCUUACUGGAGUCUAACUAACCAACAAGUGUUACAAGCCAUUAACGAUGGGUAUAGACUCCCAGCUCCCGAGGAUUGCCCGUCCGUACUCCACCAACUGAUGCUAGAAUGUUGGCAUCGUGAUAAAAACACACGUCCCACUUUCGAACAAGUGGUAACUAGAUUGGACGCCAUGAUAAACCAACGUGGAGUGCUGGAUACAUUAGCCAGUCCGGCAAGCACAGGAGAGGACGUGUUAUUUUUCACUGACUCCCCGCCACACACUCCGUGUCCCGUGCCAACUGUCACUGACGGCCAGUCACACCACAAUUACGCCACUUGUCGCAUCGCUGACAACGACUCUCCACUCGGUAAUCUGAUUCGUGGCGAAACGCCCGAUCCCGCCGAAGUAACCGAACCGUACGUGGAGUCGAAUGAUCUGGUCGACGGUUCCCCAUCUGACGAUCUAUUAAGUCACCAUUCAAGUUACGAAGUAUCGACAAUGUAGCGUUGGCCUUUAUUUGCAUCCUUGCCCAUGUAGUACAUUAUAACCGCUUACUUACACCGACGACAGACUCAUUUUACGCACUUACAUCAAGGCUGUCUCUUACGUUUUCUUCUAUUUCAAUGAGUUUAAGAUCCUGUCUUGCGAAUUUUCACAAUUAUCACUUAUUUUAUUAUCGUUCUCACGGUACUACAUUGCGCUACGUAACCUACGCUUGCGUUUCCCUUUAUUUUAAUUCAUUUUUGAGCCGAUUCUUCAAGUCAAGGUGUCCUUGCAUGCCGAUUUUCUUUUUUAUCCCGUUUUCCGAAGCUCCAUGUAGAAAAGUUACAGUUUGUGUAUGCUCACCCACCUCGAUAGAGAAUGCGUCAUAUUUUUUGUACAAAAUCAUUUUAGCCGGAACGUACUUCCGCAAAUACAACGUUUCUAUUCACCAGUUA
Molecule: messenger RNA, 3746 nt
Organism: Ciona intestinalis (vase tunicate)
Lineage: Eukaryota; Metazoa; Chordata; Ascidiacea; Phlebobranchia; Cionidae
Source: RefSeq